AUGCCAAAAUCCAUGUCAUGCAAGAACAAUAUUAGAUCAAUCCAUUCAGAUUUUUUUUGCAUGAAAGAACAAGGCAAGAAAGAAGAAAAGAUACAGAAAGAGAUUAAACAGUUCCCGUGCCAAACUUAUCGCAAACACUCACUUCCUCAAUCAGAAUG
This is a messenger RNA of Dovyalis caffra, 158 nucleotides long. NCBI's taxonomy places the organism in Eukaryota, Viridiplantae, Streptophyta, Magnoliopsida, Malpighiales, Salicaceae. The record is from the annotation of a GenBank genome assembly.